Messenger RNA from Lactuca virosa, 333 nucleotides. The record is from the annotation of a GenBank genome assembly. NCBI's taxonomy places the organism in Eukaryota, Viridiplantae, Streptophyta, Magnoliopsida, Asterales, Asteraceae.
AUGAUGGGUAUCAAUCAUCUCCAUGAAAUGAUCAACCACCAUCUUCUGUCUGAUGAUGCCAAAAAGGGGGAGAAUUUCACUGAGUCUACUGCCAAUGAUGACGUUGAUGCUGAAAUGAAUACUGAGGAUAUUCAUGAUCAGUUGGAUGUAGGUGAUGAAGUCUAUUGCAUGGACUUGUCAUUCUUUGAUGCAGUGCCAUUUCAAAUAGUGUUUCCAUAUUCCCACGCUAACGCUGAGAGUGAUAAAAUACCUCAAGGGGAGGAGCAGGUUCCUCAAGGGGGGCCUAGUGACAUUGAGUCAGAUGAAGAUGAUGUUCCUCUGAGCAAGAAGUGA